Molecule: messenger RNA, 795 nt
Organism: Triticum dicoccoides
Lineage: Eukaryota; Viridiplantae; Streptophyta; Magnoliopsida; Poales; Poaceae
Exons: 2
Coding region: 1-795 (264 amino acids)
Source: RefSeq, a predicted model, not a curated record
AUGGCGACCACCGGGAGCACCGCGCUGAGCAUGAAGCUCCUCAUCGACACCAAGGCCCGGCGCGUGCUGUUCGCGGAGGCGAGCAAGGACGUGGUGGACUUCCUCUUCUCCCUCCUCUCCCUGCCGGUCGGCACCGCCGUCAAGCUGCUCGGCAAGGACUCCAUGGUCGGCAGCGUCGGCAGCCUCUACGGAAGCGUCGAGAAGCUCGACGCCACCUACGUCCAGCCCGGCGCCGCCAAGGACGCGCUGCUCCACCCCUCCGUCCUCUCGCCGGCGGUCAGCACCAAGAGCUCCCUCCUAGGCUUGCCGGGGCCGCCGCCUCCACAGCCACAGGCCAAGACGUUCUAUGGGUGCAGCUUGUCCUGCGGCUGUUACAAUAGCGGAUAUGGUAGCGGCCACUCCGGUACAUGCAAAUUCUACAGCUGCCGGACCUACGUGACGGGCAGUUACGGCACCUACUGCCCGUCAUGUGACAAGCAGAUGACCACGGAGGCGAAGCUCGUGCCGUCGGGCGUGUCCGGAGGCCAGACUGCGCAGGCGGUGGCCGGCGUCAGCGGGAAGGGGUACGUGCAGGGCAUCGUGACUUACACGGUGAUGGACGACCUCACCGUGACGCCCAUGUCCUCCAUCUCCAGCAUCACCCUGCUCAACACAUUCGCCGUCAAGGAUCUCAGCGCGCUCCAGGAGAAGACCGUGCAGCUCGGCUACGACGAGGGUCUGGAGAUCCUGAAGGCGUCGCUGCAGUCCAAGACCGUCCUCACCGACGUUUUUCUGAGCCCCGCCCGCAAGGCUUGA